UAGGCGCAUUGUUUUUAAACGUCUUGAAUAAACGCGCAUCUCCUCGUUUUAAUUGAAAUAUUUCCAAUUAAUUUUUCAAUCAAAUUUUGAUUCACUUUCCCCUUUUAGACUUUAGAUAAUUGAAUUCAGCUGCCGCAAUCGCUAGCUGUAUUUGUAUUCUAAAAAUAAUAGGCAUCGUUCAUUUUACGUUAUAUUCAUUUUAACCUUACUACCCCAUAAAAAUUUAAAAAUUCGACAGACGCUCAAAGUAAAAAUGUUUGACAAAAUUAUUUUCCUGCUUUUUGUUGCGUCCGUCGUUUUCUCCAACCCGAUGAACGAAGCCGAAAAGAUUGACGAACUGAAGAAGCUGGAGAGAUGCAGCUUGCCACCCGUUAAACCAAACUCGUUCAUUUGUUCUCUUACUAUCACCCCUUCUUGGACUUAUGACGCCAAAGCCGGAGAGUGUCUGAGCUACCAGUACGGAGGUUGCGGAAAAACAACGAAUCUUUUUGGAUCCCAGGAUGAGUGCAAAGCUGCUUGUAGUCGUGGACCGGCUAAGGAAAAAUCGCUUCAAGAACUAUGUUGGUAUCGCAACGUUUCCUACUACGCUGGCCAAGAGAUUGCCCAGGUCAACAAGGACGAUGCGUGCAAAACAGAUUGUUUUUGCGAGAAGAGUGACAACCAUCGAGGUGGGGCCACCAUCAAAUGUAACCAGAUCGUCUGCGACGAACUCAUCCCGCCGCAAGAGGAAGGCUGCGUUCUAGUCACGUUACCCGGCGCCUGUUGCCCGUCUUAUAAAUGCCCGGAGAGAAGUCUAGAUCAGGAAGGUACCCCAGAUGACAUUUGUGUUUUUAACGGUAAAGGGUAUCUUAAGGGACAGGCGAUUCCUUCCGGCGAUCCGUGUAAGCGAUGCGUCUGUGUGGACGGAUUCAGCGGUUUGAAUAGUCCGGGCUGCCACGAAGUUCACUGUAUCUUAGAUAAUCGCAUUGGAUGUAACCCCGUUUACACGCCAGGAGUCUGUUGCCCAACUAGUUACAGGUGUAAUUCGCCGAUGGCAAAAUUUUUCCCGCAAAUCGAUUCAGAUCUUUCGCGCAUCAAGUGGGGACAUGGAAUCAACAGCAAAGUGCAGCUUAACACGUCCCUUUACGGGAAAGACAUGAUGAUUGAAGCUGACGUUUCUAUGGGUACCAUUGUUGGUGGUGACGGAAGUAUUUUACCAAUCAUGGCGCAUCCACCGUUGGUCUCUUCUGACCUAAGCCUGGAAGAAUUUAUGGAUACUAUUCUAAACAGCGGUACAUUUAAAGGAAUUAAGCUUGACUUCAAAGACAUAGAAGCACUGGAACCGUCUUUAAUGGCAAUUAAAUCUCGUGCUAGUAAGAUAACCGCUCCUCUUUGGUUGAACGCGGACAUUCUCGCAGGACCGGUGAAUGCCACUACGAAGCCAGUUGAUAUUGGACGAUUCCUUGAUUUGACAAAAAGUUAUUUCCCAGAUUCCGUUCUCUCCGUCGGGUGGACUACUAGGUUUGGCCCACAAAUGACUUGGCCUUUGCAGAUUAUCAACGAAGGAUCUUACACCAUGGACCAUAUGAUUCAAAUGCGAGAUGCUCUUCACGCAGCUCAGAUUCGACAGCCGGUUACAUUCCCAAUCCGGGCAGGAUUAUCAACCUCGCCAGAGUCGCAAAGAAACAUCCUCUGGUUACUCGAACAAAUUGAAAACAGUUCGUUGACUGUCUGGAGUUCCCAAUACGACAUUGUAGAUGUUCCUGCAUUAAUGAAGCUCGUCAAUCAUAUUGGGAAAGAAAAUAUUUUCGUCGACGUGCCCAGUGGUCUGAGUUGCGAGAUCCAACAUUUUGAGGAAUAGAGUCAUCAGCCAUCCUAUUAUCAGCUAUAAACUGUGACUCGAAUGCGAAUCACUAUAUACCUUAGAUCUGAAAUAAACGGUUAUAAAAUUACUUAAAAA
Messenger RNA from Daphnia pulicaria, 1939 nucleotides. RefSeq lists its product as uncharacterized. NCBI's taxonomy places the organism in Eukaryota, Metazoa, Arthropoda, Branchiopoda, Diplostraca, Daphniidae. The record is from RefSeq and is a predicted model, not a curated record. The transcript is spliced from 11 exons. Gene Ontology annotation, molecular function: serine-type endopeptidase inhibitor activity; protein binding. Bases 254 to 1840 code for a protein of 528 amino acids.